UGUUUGGUACCCCCAGCCCCACCGCUGUUGCUGCUGCUGCAGCCGGGACACAGACACCCCCAGUUUCCUUGCCCUGGUGGCCCAGGGCCUCUCCAAGCCCCCACCAUCCUGGAGACAGCCACAUUCUCCUAAACGCCACCCCCCAAGUCUCCGUGGGCCUGGGGAGCCGCAGGAUGGCGGCAGGCGUGGCCACGUGGUUGCCCUUUGCACGGGCGGCCGCUGUGGGCUGGCUGCCCCUUGCCCAGCAGCCCCUGCCCCCAGCGCCAGGGGUGAAGGCAUCUCGAGGGGAUGAGGUUCUGGUGGUGAACGUCAGCGGCCGGCGCUUCGAGACCUGGAAGAACACACUGGAUCGCUACCCAGACACGUUGCUGGGCAGUUCUGAGAAGGAGUUCUUCUAUGACGCGGACUCUGGCGAGUAUUUCUUUGAUCGCGACCCGGAUAUGUUCCGGCACGUGCUGAACUUCUACCGAACUGGCCGGCUACACUGCCCACGCCAGGAAUGCAUCCAGGCCUUCGACGAAGAGCUGGCCUUCUAUGGCCUGGUCCCCGAGCUUGUGGGCGACUGCUGCCUUGAAGAGUACCGGGACCGCAAAAAGGAGAAUGCUGAGCGCCUGGCUGAAGACGAGGAGGCUGAGCAGGCUGGGGAUGGGCCUGCCCUGCCAGCAGGCAGCUCCCUGCGGCAACGGCUCUGGAGGGCCUUCGAGAACCCACACACUAGCACUGCAGCGCUGGUUUUCUACUAUGUGACUGGCUUUUUCAUCGCAGUGUCGGUCAUCGCCAAUGUGGUGGAGACCAUCCCGUGCCGCGGCCCUGCACGGCGGCCACCAAGGGAGCAGCCCUGUGGUGACCGCUUUCCGACAGCCUUUUUCUGCAUGGACACGGCCUGUGUACUCAUAUUCACGGGAGAAUACCUCCUGAGGCUUUUUGCUGCCCCUAGCCGUUGCCGCUUCCUGCGGAGUGUCAUGAGCCUCAUCGAUGUGGUGGCCAUUCUGCCCUAUUACAUUGGGCUUUUUGUGCCCAAGAACGAUGAUGUCUCGGGUGCAUUUGUCACCCUGCGUGUGUUCCGUGUUUUCCGCAUUUUCAAGUUCUCCAGGCACUCCCAGGGUUUGCGGAUUCUGGGCUACACACUCAAGAGCUGUGCCUCUGAGCUGGGCUUUCUCCUCUUUUCCCUCACCAUGGCCAUCAUCAUCUUUGCCACUGUCAUGUUCUAUGCUGAGAAGGGCACCAGCAAGACCAACUUUACCAGCAUCCCUGCGGCCUUCUGGUAUACCAUUGUCACCAUGACCACACUUGGCUAUGGAGAUAUGGUGCCCAGCACCAUUGCUGGCAAGAUUUUUGGGUCCAUCUGCUCACUCAGUGGUGUCUUGGUCAUUGCCCUGCCUGUGCCAGUAAUUGUGUCCAACUUUAGCCGCAUCUACCACCAGAACCAACGUGCUGACAAGCGCCGAGCGCAGCAGAAGGUGCGCUUGGCAAGGAUCCGGUUGGCAAAGAGUGGAACCACCAACGCCUUCCUGCAGUACAAGCAGAAUGGGGGACUUGAGGACAGCGGCAGUGGGGAGGGACAGGCGCUGUGUAUCAGGAACCGUUCUGCUUUUGAGCAGCAACAUCACCAUUUGCUACACUGUCUAGAGAAGACAACGUGCCAUGAGUUCACAGAUGAACUGACAUUUAGUGAGGCCCUGGGAGCAGUCUCAUUGGGUGGCCGCACCAGCUGUAGCACCUCUGUGUCCUCCCAACCAGUGGGGCCUGGCAGUCUGCUAUCAUCUUGUUGCCCACGCAGGGCCAAGCGCCGUGCCAUCCGCCUUGCCAACUCCACCGCCUCAGUUAGUCGUGGCAGCAUGCAGGAGCUGGAUACGCUGGCAGGGCUGCGGAGGAGCCCUGCCCCUCAGAGCCGCUCAAGCCUCAAUGCCAAGCCCCAUGACAGCCUUGACCUGAACUGUGACAGCCGGGACUUUGUGGCCGCCAUUAUCAGUAUCCCCACCCCUCCUGCCAAUACACCAGAUGAGAGCCAACCUUCCUCCCCUGGUGGUGGUGGUGGCGGCAGGGCCAGCAGUAACCUCAGGAACUCCAGCGUGGAUACCCCCUGCCUCCUCCCUGAGACUGUCAAGAUUUCUUCCCUGUGAAGUAUGGGCCUGCUCAUUCAGAGGGCCCUAUUUUUUCUUGGGGGAGUCCUUUCCAAAGCCAUAUUUUGGGGAGGCAGAGAGGGACAGGCCUGGGGACCCCUUCUGCCCCCUUCUGAGAACUAUGCAAUUAGGUUUUAUGGAAUGGCCCACUUGGGAAUGGGAGACUUGCCCUCUCCCAGUCUUCUUGGUGGGAGCACUGGGCUUCCACAGGCCUUCCACAGGCCUCCAGCCUCCUUGCUCCAACACACACUGGGACCGGCCCCCCUCCUCUAGCUGGUCUCCUGCAUGCUCCUCCCCAUGGGUCUUUGGAGGUAGGUAAAGUUCCUGUCUAAUAUCUGAGCUCUGGCUUGACAAAGAUUUUGAGAUUUCAUCUUCUCUCUGACUGGUCUGUAGAGGUUUGGGGGUUCAGAGAAGGAAACCCUCACUCCUGAUCUGACCUCUAGGAGAGGUCCUUUCUCUCUACCAGGCCCAACAGUUCCCCAAUUCUGAAGCUUGGAAUGUAACCAUGGGCUUUGUGAGCUGUGGCCUCAGCAGUGACCUGUCACCCCCUGGCCCCCGGUUGAGGGGUCAGGCUGCCUCUCCCAACAUACAGAUAGCACAAACACCACUGCAACUUCCCUGGCUGCUGGAAAUGGGUCCCUGCCAUCCUGUCCUCUGUUGGAUCCUCAGCAAAUUCUAGCAAUAGCAGCUGCUGCCAUGAUGAUAUGCAAAGCCUCUUACCAGUUUGCUGCAGCAUUUACAUCUGCCCUGAUCAGAUGGGCCACCUCUAACUAGUACUCCUCUCUUCUCUGGUUUGCUUCCUUCCUGGGUUGGGCUAAAGUCUGGACUGGCUGAGAUAAGAACCCGGCAGCUAGCAAGAGCUGGGCUGCAUUUGGUGAUCAUGGACCAAUUCCAUGUUCUUGGGGAGGAGUCCAGAAGCAUCAGGGGCUGAGACCUGGGUUGUUCUGAACUCUGGGAGGUGUAGGAGGCAGGAGGAAAUUCCUAACCACCUCCUCCUCCCUCGUAACUCCUUUUCAUAUAUUCUUCUCUCUUUUCCCUCUUGGGUCACCUUCCAGAACUCUACUCUCAGGCUGAAAUCUGGCAUCAUCUCAGGUUCCCUGUCCCCAGUACUGUCCCUGUGGAGCUGGUGGCUGACAAAGAUGUAGUUUCCAUCAGUCAAUAAAACCUGAGAGGAG
This is a messenger RNA of Urocitellus parryii (Arctic ground squirrel), 3298 nucleotides long. It is a transcript of the gene Kcnd1, whose product is annotated as potassium voltage-gated channel subfamily D member 1. Gene Ontology annotation, biological process: action potential; potassium ion transmembrane transport; protein homooligomerization. Gene Ontology annotation, cellular component: voltage-gated potassium channel complex; neuronal cell body; dendritic spine. Lineage: Eukaryota; Metazoa; Chordata; Mammalia; Rodentia; Sciuridae. Gene Ontology annotation, molecular function: protein binding; A-type (transient outward) potassium channel activity. The record is from RefSeq and is a predicted model, not a curated record.